AUGGGGAUGAAUCAAAUUAUUUUAGCAGCUGGGAAGAAAGCAAAGGGUCCAAGAAUGGAGUCUGGAAUUUGCCAACUGUCGAUCAGAGGUUUUAUGGACGAUCUAACAGUGACAACUACUACCCACGUACAAGCAAGAUGGGUGCUGGAAGAGCUGGGGGAGCCAGUUCCUGCAAUUGAGGAUAAUCCGAUUAAGUGUUUGGGGAAGUGGUUUGACCAGACACUUACAGUUAUUGGUAGUAUACACAAGCUGGUCGACCAAGCAGAAGAAUGGUUGAAGCGGAUCCAGAAAUCAGAAUUACCAUGGAAAUUCAAAGUAUGGGUGUACCAGUAUGGGAUGCUCCCUAAACGUAUAUGGCUUCUGACUCUGUAUGAACUGCCCUUUACCACGGUUGAGGCAAUGGAGGGGAGGAUAAAUAAACAUUUGCGGAAAUGGCUGGGAAUUCCACCAAGUUUUACAUCAAUAGGCCUGUAUAUUAGAUCUGGGCAGUUGCAACUACCAAACUCUUCAGUGGUAGAGGAGUUUGCAAAAUGCAGGCUGGUAAAUUCUAAAGACAGGAAGGUUAGCAAAGCCGGUAUUGAAAUACAAACAGGACGUAAGUGGUCGGCAGAGGAAGUUGUAGAGAAUGCGGAGACCAGUUUAAAAUUAAGAGAUAACAUAGGUAACCCUUGUAUUGGCAGACAGGGUCUAGGAACCAGCCAUUUCCAGCAAUGGAAUAAAGCUAACAUUAAAGAAAAACGAGACAUGGUGCAAAAGGCGACUCGUGAGAGGGAAGACGAAGUUAGAAAGUCUAGAGGAGUGGAGCUGGGAGGACAGCGGGAGUGGACGAAAUGGAGGCUACCGCAGAGAAGAUUAACUUGGGCAGAAGUGUGGAGAAUGGAACCAUAUCGUAUCUCGUGUUUGCUCCGAUCAGUAUUUGAUACUCUACCUACACCAACCAGCCUUUGUUUGUAUGGCCUGAAAGAAGAUCUGUUGUGUAAGCUUUGUGGUGCGAGGGGAACACUUUCCCAUAUAUUGUCAGGAUGUAAAACGGCUUUAACACAAGGGCGGUAUAGGUGGAGGCAUGACAAGGUUCUACAGGCGUUUGCACAGACAGUGGACCAAGAACGUCAAGAAACGACCACGCAGAAUAAAUAA
Molecule: messenger RNA, 1137 nt
Organism: Anneissia japonica
Lineage: Eukaryota; Metazoa; Echinodermata; Crinoidea; Comatulida; Comatulidae
Exons: 2
Coding region: 1-1137 (378 amino acids)
Source: RefSeq, a predicted model, not a curated record